AUGACUGGUCCAGUGCCUCUAACACCCGAAGUCUGCCACUCGUCGUACGUCUCUCACCCCGACACCCCACUCGAACACCAAGGCGACGAUGGCAUCCAGAGCGCCGCCCAUGAAUCUCGAGAAGAAACGAUCGCCUCGUGGCUGUUCAUGCUGGUGGGCAUCGGCUUCCUCUUCCCGUUCUCGGCCCUCACCCAACCGGUCGACUACUGGAAGAUGCUGUUCCCCGACCGCAACAUCGAGUUCGCCAUCACCUCCAUCUUCAUGUACACGAACCUGGUGUGUCUGACUUUGCUCGUCCUAGUGUUCGGCAAGCCUCAGUACACGAGACGCAUCGUCGGGGGCUUCGCCGGUCAGCUCUUCGUGCUCGUGUUCGUGCCCACGUCCUACUUCUUCAUGACGUCGGAGAACGCCAACGCAGCCGCAGUACUCGGAGGCACCGCGUUGGCUGCAGUGGCCACGGCCUUCCUCGAUAGCUGCGCCAUUGCACUCGUGUCGCACUACCCGCAGCGCGUCCAGGAAAGGUUCCAGCUGGGCAUCGGCCUCAGCUCGCUCAUCGGCAGCGUCUACCGCGACGUGACCAAGCUCGUCUUCCCGUCCGAUGAGCUGCUGGCGUCGUCCCUCAUUUACUUCUACACGGGGGCGCUAACGAUUGCGCUCUGCAUCUGCGCCUACUACAAGGCCAUGGGGCUGCAGAUCACCAAGAAAUACCUCCUCACGACAGGAGACAAUGAAGUUGACCUCACCCGGAGUUCACUCGCGCUUGGGGAUAAACAACGUCCAUCCGACGUCGCAUCCGGACCGACACCAACCAAGUGGUCCGUCCUGAACAAGGUCUGGCACCUGGAGCUGCUGAUCCUGGCCGUCUACCUCGCCAGUCUAUCGGUGUGGCCCCCGCUCGUCACGGAGAUCAAGACGUACAACUUCCCGUCGCUGCAAGAGAGCGGCUGGUGGUCUCUGAUCCUGCUCACGCACUUCUCCAUCAACGACUGUGUCGGACGCUUCGUUGUCAGCCACCGCUUCGGACUCACUCCGCGCAACAUUUGGAUCCCGAUCCUGCUGCGAUUCAUCUUCGUCCCGGUCAUUGUCGGCAUCGUCAAGGAGUGGUGGCUCCAGAGCGACGUGUGUCAUUUCAACAAUAGUGCUCACAUGUUCGUGCGGCUGGGACGUCUCCGCGCCGCGGCGCCUCGCUCCACGACGGCCAAUGCCCGGCGCUUCUCCAAGAAGGCGGCGGAACCUCGCCCCACCGUGCGCCCCACCAAGCAGAUGGUGCUCACGGAGCUCAAGGAGGUGGGCAAGCUCAUGUUCGGCGGCCUGGCGGUCACGUCGGCGCUGCUGGCGUCCGGCGGCUUCGUGAUCGAGACGGUCAAGACGCUGAACCCCAUGGACCCGCCGGGCUUCAUGGUGCAGGUGGACGGGCCCGACGAAGCGUCCACCGACGUCCACGUGCAGCGUCGCGGCUCGGGGGACGUGACGGUGCUGCUGGACGGCGGCGUGGGCGAGACGUCCUUCGACUGGGACAAGGUGGCGGCCGACGUGGCCAAGUUCGCCACGGUGGUGAGCGUGGACCGCCCGGGGCUCGGCUUCUCCAAGCCCGGAGCGCUGCCCCGCACGUCGUCGCAGAUCGCGACAGAGUACAAGCAGAUCCUGGACAAGCUCAACGUCACGGGCAAGGUGGUGCUCGUGGCUCACGGAGCUGGCGGAUACAACAUGCGGCAGCUGGCUGAGGAGCUCAAGACCGCGGGACACGGGCCCGAGUGCCAGGGUCUCGUACUCGUCGACGCCCUGCAAGAGGACUUGCGGGGCGAGCUGGAGAGCGUGUCGGAGGUGGUGCACAAGUCGCUGUCGGAGAUGGACAGCAACGGUGAGAUGGUGCUGCGGCUGUCGCGUUUGGGGCUCAUUCGGCUGAUCAACGUGGUGCAGCACGCCAAGAUGGUGUCCAAGUACUCGACCAUUGCGCUGCCCUACGUCGAGUACUACUCGCCGUCGCCGGCGCACCGAGAAGGCGCUCUGCGCGAGAAUCAAGCCAUCCCACAAACCGAGCAGCGCUUCAGGGACGCUGCUGGGACGGGCGCGGCGCCGUUCGAGUUUCCGUGCGUGGUGCUGUCGCACGGCAAGGCGGGCAUGUUUGACACCAUGAAGAUGCAGGCGGGCGUGACCCCGCAGACAAUCGCGGACCUGGAGCGCAAGUGGCUCGACGCGCAGACCAAGCUGGCGCACACUGUUAGCAAGCGCAGCGUGCACCUCGUGGUGAACGAUACUGGCCACUGCAUCCACCAUGAGAAACCCGACGAGGUCACGAAGGCCGUUCGUGCGUUGGUGGACGAGAUCCACGGGGAUGAAAUGACGACUGGAAGCUUUGGAAACAAUGCUGGUUUGGUGCUGAUUAUGCUCGCAGCACUCGUGGUACUGGCUGCGGCAGGCUACGUGGACCUCUACCGUGACGCAUACUUCAAGACGAAACUCAAGCGGGUCGAGAGCCGUUCGAGCAUGCGCGUAGCUUGCAAAUCUGUGCGCUAUGAGUCAUGCAUUAUCCAGGAUCUUUGGUUUCUACGAUAUGACCAGCACAAGUACUUCCCACAGAACUUCCGACUGGACGGGCUGAACGAUGCCAUCUCCUCUUUCAUGGUCUUCAAUAAAGGAGGCAAUGCUGGCACGAUGAACGUUUGCCAGCUCCCCGAGACCGACGGCGCUGGAAAUACAACGAUCGCUGGGGGAAGCAGCUCGUACUCUGCCGGCUACAUCGAUCUCUACAAGGACGCCAACUUCAAGAACAAGCUCCUGAGGGUCGAGAAUGUGCUCGUUGACGUGUGCUACAACUUCAACUUCGCGUGCAACAAGCUGGACAACACCGUUACGUCUGCCAAGUGGGGCGGACUGACUGAGAAGAUGGUCGACGGCGGCGACGCAAUGAUCGCGUUCUACACGGACCGAGACUGCCUGGAGCGCAACGUCUGGUGGCGGACCAAGACGCAGAGCGACGACGACCUCUAUUUCCCCUCGAACUUCCGGCUGGAUGGGAUCAACGACGAGGUUUCGUCCUUCAUGGUCUGGCACAAGAGCACGAAGAAGACUGGCUUGGGCGGGUGGGAUAUCUGUACGACAGAGUCUGGUGCCAUCGACGCUGAAAGGAAUGCGACCGUCGAUGGUGCGUCUGGAAGCGGAAGCGGGGCUUUUGAUAACAACACGAUCACUGCAUUAGCGUAGACUUCGAGAAUCCGACUCGUUUUUUUAUAUUGCUUUCGUUUAAAUACAAUAAACUGGUUCCAUUCCGAUAGCCUCU
Messenger RNA from Phytophthora sojae, 3280 nucleotides. RefSeq lists its product as hypothetical. Gene Ontology annotation, biological process: nucleoside transmembrane transport. Gene Ontology annotation, cellular component: plasma membrane. The transcript is spliced from 8 exons. Gene Ontology annotation, molecular function: nucleoside transmembrane transporter activity. The record is from RefSeq and is a predicted model, not a curated record. Lineage: Eukaryota; Oomycota; Peronosporomycetes; Peronosporales; Peronosporaceae. The coding region runs from base 1 to 3204 and encodes 1067 amino acids.